AUGCCAGGAGAUGACCGAAUACCGCCGAAACUCACGCCGACGACGCUGCGCCUUGUCACCUUCAACGUCAAUGGCAUCAAGACGCUCAAAAACUACUUUCCCUGGACGCUGGUGUCAAACUACUCCCAGAUGCUCAACAUGAUGAACAUAGACGUGAUCACCUUCCAGGAGCUCAAGGUGCAGAGGCCGGACGUCGAUCUGAGUAUCGCCGAUGUUGACGGCUAUCGUAGCUUUAUCAGCGUGCCCAUAUCCAAGAAGGGGUACUCUGGAGUGGGUGUUUAUGUGCGAAAGCCUCGUGACGACGAGCCCGAGAUCCUCAAAAAGUGUCUCACCGUGGUGCGUGUCGAGGAGGGCAUCACAGGAAUACUGCCGCACCAGAAAAAACACGUUUCAUUCAAAGAGGCGUACAGCGACCCUGUUCUUCAACCCACGUGCAUUGGUGGCUAUCCAGACCACAAAAACAUGUACGACAAGUUCCGCAAGCUCGACAGCGAGGGCAGAUGUGUGAUUAUCGAGCUCAACUUCAACAUCGUCGUAAUCAGCGUCUACUGUCCGGCCAACAGUCUCGGCACGGACGAGGGCGAAGAGUUCCGGUUGCUGUUUUUGCGGUGUCUGUUUGAACGGGCGCGCAAUUUACGUGCUAUGGGCAAGAAAGUGGUCGUAAUGGGCGACAUCAACGUGUGCGUCGAUCUCAUCGACAGCGACGAUACCAUCAAGCAGGGCUUCAAAGAGCGUCGACUGGUGAAGGCCCAAGACUACAGCGACUUUGAGACGCUCAACGCGGACCAGGUGCUGGCUUUCAAGCACUCUGCUCCCCAUCGCGAGCUGGUGAACCAGUACGUUAAGGACACCACAGGAAUGCGGCCAGACGGCGACUCACACGUUCUGCACGACGUCGUGCGCGAGAAACAGGGCCGCCGGCUCAAGAUGUACACGGUCUGGAGCACGUUCAAGAGCAACCGGCCGCUCAACGUUGGGUCCCGCAUCGAUCUCAUCCUUGCUUCGUCGCAGCUCGCGCCCCUGGUCAGCCAGGCAGACAUCUGGCCGUUUCUGCACGGGUCCGAUCAUUGUCCGGUUCACGUCGACUUUGAACUGGCAGAUCUCGAGUUUUCACCAGAAGAAGACCGCUCGGCCGAGUACGCAGCCAAGUCGAACUGGUUUGAGGCCAAAAACUUUUACGGACUGCAUACUAAAGGUAGUAUCGAUAAGUUCUUCCGCAAAAGGGAGCCAAAACGUCAGGAGAAAGUAGACAGUGAACGGGACGACGCAGAUGGCGGCAGUGAUAGUGCAACGCCCGGCUAUAGCUCUCGCAAAAGAGCACGCAAAGAUCGUCCAGACCAGCUCUCUAUCUCGGACUUUUUCUUCAGGUCUGACUCGUCUCCACCGCCUGCCGAAGACGACAGAGCAAAAUCGAAAAUUUCCGUUCGCGAUUUCACCGAGUUGCUCGGCCAGUCGGGCGCGUCCGCCCCACAGUGCCGCCAUGGCGAGCCGUGCGCGCUGCGAACGGUCAAGACGGAGAAAAAUAAGGGGAAAAAGUUCUGGUGCUGUCCACGCGCAACACGCAGCGUGUCGUGGUUGCCCGAGUCUGCAGAGCAGACGGAGGCAGACGCUAUAGAUGAGUACAACUGUGGUUUCUUCAAAUGGGCAAGCAAGUGA
Messenger RNA from Ogataea parapolymorpha DL-1, 1656 nucleotides. Its product is annotated as APN2 Class II abasic (AP) endonuclease involved in repair of DNA damage. The record is from RefSeq and is a predicted model, not a curated record. Gene Ontology annotation, biological process: base-excision repair. Gene Ontology annotation, cellular component: nucleus. NCBI's taxonomy places the organism in Eukaryota, Fungi, Ascomycota, Pichiomycetes, Pichiales, Pichiaceae. The coding region runs from base 1 to 1656 and encodes 551 amino acids. Gene Ontology annotation, molecular function: phosphoric diester hydrolase activity; endonuclease activity; DNA binding. The transcript has a single exon.